Molecule: messenger RNA, 1467 nt
Organism: Rotaria socialis
Lineage: Eukaryota; Metazoa; Rotifera; Eurotatoria; Philodinida; Philodinidae
Source: the annotation of a GenBank genome assembly
AUGUUAGUCGCUUCACCGGUGGUUUCUUCAUCUGCUUCUUCACGGGAGUCGAAAACGAAUGAAUUAUUUCCAAAAUGUUUACGAACGAGACAAGUUACAUAUCCAUUUUCAAAUCUUGCAUCAUCAAAAUCAGCACUUGAUUAUCAUGAAUUAAGACGAUUACAGGAGAUGUCGAGUGAAUCCGAUGAUAGAGAAGAAACACAUAAUAUGUUCAUGAGACAAUAUGUAUCAGUAUUGAAACCUGAACCAAAGAAAUGUUGGACACCUCGAAUUAAAAUCACUCGUACGGCAAUAUCUGAUGUACAACCAAGUUCAAUGGAAAUGCAAUCAUCAUCGGUGUCUUCAUCACAAUUGUCAACACGACGAUCUCGAAAAGAGAACACACCAUUUCAACGUGAUAUACUCAUACUUCGUCGACUUUUACGGAAAUUACAUAUUCAACGAACAAAUGCUGAGCAUGAACAAAUUUUUCAAAUCAUGACUCAGUUUCCUCAAUUUAUGGCAAUCGAUCAACGACCUAAGUUACUUAGGCAAGCUAUUGAAAUAGCUCAUUUUGAAAUAUGUGACGACAUUCGACAACCAGUAUUACCUUCUAAUGGUUUCUUUUUGAUUUUGAAAGGCGGUGUCAGUCCGCCACCAGUGACUUCUGAGUUUCCAUCACUUGUACAUCAAAUCCCAAUGGGAACCCUUACUGUGGGAAAAUGUUUUGGUUCAUUAAAACCAUCACCAGAAGGCCAAUUAAAAUCUCCUUGGUAUGUAACAGCUGAAGAAAAUUGUGAAUUUCUUAAAAUUGACAAAGAUGAAUUUGCAACAAUUAAAACAAAAUUUGAACAGACAGAAUAUCAAGAAAAAUAUUCCUUAAUACGUUCAUGUGGAGAAUAUAAAAUGUGGACAAAACAACCGACAGAUGAAGUUGUUCGAGUUAUCGAAUGGAUAGAAUAUCCACAAAAUACAAUUUUAGCCAGUGAAGGUUUUCGUUGCCCAUUUAUUGCCUAUGUGAAAACAGGUGAAUGCCAUAUUUUACGAAAAGUUGAUGUAGUCAAAACAGCACACAAUGGUAUCAAAAGUCGGCAAUUACGUCAAGUUGUAAUGGGAAAAAUAAAUUCGCCUGAUUCCUUUGGUGAAAUAAGUGUUUUAUUGCAAGAAGCAAUGACUUGUACUGUGGUAACUGCUACUCAUUGUGUAUUAGGAAUCGUUCGUCCGGGAAAGACUCUAGAACUACCUGAAGUUACACGCAAAUUAUUAUUACAUACAGCUCAACGUACUUUUGCUCAUUUAUCUCAAGAUGAUAUCAGACGUGAAUAUAUUAAUCAGGAAACUCGAAAAGAAUGGACUGAUUUUAAAAAAGAUAUUUUGGAUGAUAUUAUUUUUAAGAAAAAUAUUCGUGCUGGUCAAGGUAAAUGGCAACAUUCAACACCAAUACCGACACCGGCUGACGACCGUCAGACAAAAUCAUCCAUGCAUUAA